GCAAACAUAUUCCGGUGAACAUCCGAUGCGCAUUCGGCUUUGCCCAUCCGAUGUUCAUACCUGUGAACAUCGAACGUUCAAAUUUCGUAAAAAUUACCAACACAAUUAAAACUUAUUUCAAUGUAUGUGUGAACCUCCCUAUCGAGCUGCUUUCUUCUUCUUUAACUUUGUUUCAAUAGCGGGGAUUCUUCCUUCAUCGCGUUUGACAGUUAGAGUUUUUUGCUUUUUUUGCUAGCGCAAUGUUUUGUUUGGCCGGCAACCAGAACCAGCAGGUGGCAUCCGGGACGUUGUCGCCGAUCGAGGACGACGCGGUUGGCAACUUGAACCUGGUGGACGCCGUGCAGUGUGGCGUUCGACCUAAACCAGAAGAUCUCGCUGGAUCAGCCUCAGCUGCAGCGACGCUCCUUCACCACGCGCCCGGCGCAACUGGCCAAGUAACGGCUGCGGACGGAAGCCAGCAGCAGCAACCCAAGUUUGUGUUCAACGUGGACGCAGCAGCUCCAAACGGGAGGUCCGCCGGCGUUGAUUCCGGUGAACGCGUCCGGAAUGCCCACGAAGAUAGCCAAAAAGACCAGGAGCGCCAAAUUAACGUGGACUCGGUGACCGAUUCCAACCACGAUACCGCGUUGCCGCUGGCCUGUGCCGGUGGUCACGAAGAACUGGUCGAGUUGCUCAUCAGUCGCGAUACCAACAUCAAACACAAUGACAAGAAGGGCUCUAUACCGUUGAUCUUGGCCGCAACCGCAGGUCACGAGAAGGUCGUCGAAACGCUGCUCCGACAUGGGGCGAAAAUGGAGGCCCAGUACGAACGCACCAAGGACACUCCACUGUCGCUGGUCUGUUCCGGAGGACGGUAUGAAGUGGUGGAGUUGCUGCUGGACAUGAACGCCAACCGUGAAAACCGUAACGUGCCCGACUACACGCUUCUCAGUUUGGCCGCCAGCGGAGGUUACGUGAAAAUCAUCACGCUUCUGCUGAGUCAUGGCGUUGAAAUCAACUCUCAAAUGGGCAGCAAUGGGUCGCGUCCUGUUGGACAAGGAGCUGACGUGAAUGUGGCACCGGUUCACUCCUUACGAGACACAGUCCUCACGAUAGCCGCUGACAAGGGUCAACUGAACUUUGUCGAGUUGCUUCUGUCCUGCGGUGCGGCCGUUGAGGUCAAGAACAAAAAGGGAAAUUCUCCACUGUGGAUCGCUGCCAACGGAGGCCACCUGACAUCGAUUCCCAGGACAACUCAACCACCCCCGCAACAAACAAUCGCAUUCAUCCGAGAGAACCUCCACCAGCUUCAAUCGUCGUCUAGCAGCAUCAAUAACAGCAUCAGCAGGACAAAGAGGAAGGUGGAGACUCCGGCAUCGACGCCAACAGCCAAGGCUCGUGCUCGAGCUCGGACGAAGUCCGCCAGCAGCCUGAUCGAGCAAAAGCGAAGCCAUGGCACGAAAAUUGCCAAAGAACUUAAGCAAGUCACUUCGAACAUGCAGACCCACAAGAACCUGACUGCGCUCCGGACCGGCCCCGGACAAUUCGAAUCGGUGUCAGAAUCGGUGUUGAAAUUCUAAAUCGAAUGGCGUGGCAGCAGAAAUAGACUGGCGUCGAUAACAAAGCGGAAGUUUUGCGUGCCAAUGCGUGGUUCUUCCGACGGAUCGAGGUCGAUCUGGUGCUGGUCGAGCAUGACCAAACGGAAGCUCGCAUGAAAACCGCCGGUACCGUACGGUCGACUGUUCCGUCAGGAAAAUUUUGGUGCGCUGGAAUCGAACGGUCAAAGACCACAAGGCAGAAAGAACUGGUUGAGCAUUUUUUUUCCUGAUUUUGUUGAUUUCAACUCUGCUACUAGAAAAGUGGUUUGCCGAUGACUGGAUUAACAAAAAUUGAUUGUUAAACGUUCGUUUUAGAAGCUGAAUAA
This is a messenger RNA of Culex pipiens pallens (northern house mosquito), 1903 nucleotides long. Its product is annotated as ankyrin repeat and KH domain-containing protein CBG24701-like. Gene Ontology annotation, biological process: innate immune response. Gene Ontology annotation, molecular function: protein binding. Gene Ontology annotation, cellular component: cytoplasm. The record is from RefSeq and is a predicted model, not a curated record. Lineage: Eukaryota; Metazoa; Arthropoda; Insecta; Diptera; Culicidae.